Tyto alba (common barn owl) is the source of this 2125-nucleotide messenger RNA. It is a transcript of the gene CAMKV, whose product is annotated as CaM kinase like vesicle associated. The transcript is spliced from 11 exons. Bases 171 to 1388 code for a protein of 405 amino acids. The record is from RefSeq and is a predicted model, not a curated record. Lineage: Eukaryota; Metazoa; Chordata; Aves; Strigiformes; Tytonidae. Gene Ontology annotation, biological process: peptidyl-serine phosphorylation. Gene Ontology annotation, cellular component: intracellular anatomical structure. Gene Ontology annotation, molecular function: calmodulin binding; ATP binding; calcium/calmodulin-dependent protein kinase activity.
CCGCGCCGCGACGGACCGACGGCUCGGCUCGGCUCGGCUCGGCCCGGCCCUGCUCCGCACCGGCCCCCGCGGGAGGGAGGGAGGGAGGGGCGUGCGGCCCCCCCCGAGCGGCGGCCCCGGGCCGCAGCCCCCCUUUGCGGUCGGAGAGUCGUGCAGCACCGGGCCCUGCGAUGCCGUUUGGCUGCGUGACGUUGGGAGACAAGAAAGAUUAUAACCAGCCGUCCGAGGUGACUGACAGAUAUGACCUGGGUCAGGUCAUCAAAACGGAGGAGUUCUGUGAAAUCUUCCGGGCCAAGGAGAAGACGACGGGGAAGCUGUACACCUGCAAGAAGUUUCUGAAGCGGGACGGGCGGAAAGUGCGGAAGGCAGCCAAAAACGAAAUCAUCAUCCUCAAAAUGGUGAAGCACCCCAACAUCCUGCAGCUGGUGGAUGUCUACAUCACCCGCAAGGAGUAUUUCAUCUUCCUGGAGCUGGCCACCGGCCGGGAGGUUUUCGACUGGAUCCUGGACCAGGGCUACUAUUCAGAGAGGGACACCAGCAACGUCAUCCGGCAGGUGCUGGAGGCUGUCGCCUACCUGCACUCACUCAAGAUUGUCCACAGGAACCUCAAGCUGGAGAACCUGGUGUACUAUAACCGCCUGAAGAACUCCAAGAUUGUCAUCAGUGACUUCCACCUGGCCAAGCUGGAGAAUGGGCUUAUCAAAGAGCCCUGCGGCACCCCUGAGUACCUGGCUCCGGAGGUGGUAGGGCGGCAGCGGUACGGGCGGCCGGUGGACUGCUGGGCCAUCGGCGUCAUCAUGUAUAUCCUCCUCUCGGGGAACCCCCCCUUCUAUGAGGAGGCGGACGAGGAUGACUAUGAGAACCACGACAAGAACCUCUUCCGCAAAAUCCUGGCUGGGGACUAUGAGUUCGACCCGCCAUACUGGGAUGACAUCUCACAGGCGGCCAAGGAGCUGGUGACGCGCCUGAUGGAGGUGGAGCAGGACCAGCGGAUCACGGCGGAGGAGGCCAUCUCCCACGAGUGGAUCUCUGGCAAUGCCGCUUCUGACAAGAACAUCAAGGACGGUGUCUGCGCCCAGAUCGAGAAGAACUUCGCCCGGGCUAAGUGGAAGAAAGCCGUGCGAGUGACCACGCUCAUGAAACGCCUGCGGGCGCCUGAGCAGACGGAGACGGCCCCGGCUCCGGCUCCGGCCCCGGCCCCGGCCCCCGCCGCUUCCACGGCCGCCGCUUCCACGGCCACAGCCGCCACGGACACUGCAGCCCCCGCGGCUCCCAGCACGCCGCCCGCCGCCGCGCAGCCCCCGGCCCCCGCCUCGCCGCCCGCCGCCACGUGUAACGGGGACGGGGCUGCCGCCACCGCCGAGGCCCCCAGCGAGCAAACCGGCUGAGCGGCGGCGGCCCCCGCGCCCCCCGCUCUGUACAUAGCCCCGGCAUGGUGUCUGUCGUGUCCCCCCCCCCCCCCCCGCCCCUGCCUGCGCCCCCUUUUCUACGUGCCCCGACGGAGAGCCGGCCGCGGGGCAGAGCCCUGCAUGGAGCCCGUCCUACCCGAUGGCCCCCCCCCCGCCCCCCCCCCCCCCCGGCCCCCUCGGUGGCUUUGCCGGUCGAUCUGUCCCCCCUCCCUGCUCUCUCAGUCUGUCCCCCGCCACCGUCCCCGCCCUGGGGAUGCCCAGAGAUACGGGGCAGCCCCCCCCCCCCCCCCCCCCCGGCCUCACGCCCUGUAGGGCUUUGUUGUGGGGGGGGAUGGAGUGGAGUGGGGGGGGGGGGGGGCGGGGGCCGGGGUCCCCGGGGACGCGCGUGCAUGUGCGGGACUGCGGGUGGGUGCGUGGGACGGAGGGGGGGCCCCAGCGGGCAGAGUUCCUGGCACACCCCUCUGCGUCCCGGGGCUCCGGGGGGGUGGUGGGGGGGGGUGUCACGGGCCUCCCUCCCCGGCCCGGGGACAGCCGCACGGCCCCCCCACGCGUCGUGUCUGGAGGAUCCCAAAUGGCGGCCCCACCCCCCGCGGGUCCCCGCUUUCCUCCCCCGCAGCUGCAUGCCUGCAGGGCCGGCUCUGCCUGCGGUUGCCGCCGGCGCCCCGCUCUGUAUCUCUGGCAAAUAAAGACCCCGCUGAGGACAAACUGAGACAGCA